Aricia agestis (brown argus) is the source of this 1292-nucleotide messenger RNA. RefSeq lists its product as uncharacterized. The transcript is spliced from 7 exons. NCBI's taxonomy places the organism in Eukaryota, Metazoa, Arthropoda, Insecta, Lepidoptera, Lycaenidae. Bases 662 to 1057 code for a protein of 131 amino acids. Gene Ontology annotation, molecular function: odorant binding. The record is from RefSeq and is a predicted model, not a curated record.
UAAAUUCCAGUUAAAUAUGUUUUCGCUUAAAAAUUCAUUGAGCCUGAAUAACUUUUUCGAAUUCGUCGAGUAUCAAAAUAUGGUGUAUAACAAGAAAACGAAAUCCGAAUAAUACAUAACUUCUGUUCUAGUGUAAUGUUGUGGCUUUACGUGUUAGCGGGCGUGGCGCUACUGCCGUGUGUGGUGCAGCGCGCCUGCCCCGCUCCGCGCCCCGCUCCUCCCCCCGCGAGACCGCCCCCCUCCUCCGUCUGCAUGCACCGUAUACCCGACCCAAAUUUAAAUAAAUGCAAACGGAACUGAAGUGUCUAAAGUCUACAAAAUAACCCCACUUGAAAAUUCAGCUGAACCUAUGCUUGAGCUAUUUAGGGAAAGAAGGAAAAAGGUGUAUGUAAUAUAGGCUGAUUUAUUUAAAAGUACGGGCGAUGCGAGUAACGCGUAUAAGACACUACAAUCGAGGCAGCGCGCGCGAGUGUCAUUGCAAGCGUUGUCUGGGGUGCGCCUGGCUGCUGUGCUGCGUCACUUGCCGCUGCACCUGCACCAACGACAACUGACUGCUGCUAACACUGCGGAGAAGUGACGCGACCGCUGCGAAGAAGUGACCGCUGCAGAGAAGUGACGCGACCGCUGCGGAGACGUGACGCAAGUGCUGCCCUGUGAAAAAAUGAAGCGUGUUUUGUCCCUGCUGCUAGCUGUAGCCACGUACCAGGUGGCGGCUGAUUGCAAGAACUGCUUUAUGAGCAAGUCGCAGCGAACAAUGUUCCUAGCACACUCCGACGCCUGCCUCCCCCAGUCUGGGGUAGACCAGCAGACGGUAGACCGUCUCCUGCGGGGUGAGGACGUGGACAGUCCCCAGUUGAGAACACAUGUCUACUGCGUGCUGCUGCGCUGCAAGAUGAUUGGGAAGGACGGGAAAAUGCUGAAGACAGCAGUCGGCAGCAAGAUGGGGCGAAGGAAUGAGAAUCAGGAGAACUGCGUGGAUGCGGGUGAGCGUCCUGAAGACAUAGCGUGGGGCGUCUUCCGCUGCGGACAACAUCGCAAGCCGGUACACCAACAGUAGCUGUUGAUGUCCUCAACAAGAGGUGUUGAAGAAGCUAGAGGACUUGUAACCCUAUAUUCCCUAACAAUACAAACCAUAAUUAUAAGGAUUUUUGACAGAAAAGGGUUCUGGGUUAUAAUACUUUUUACAAAAAUCCUUAUAAACCGGUAUAAUAUUUAACAAAAUGAAACCGACAAUAUAUGUAAUUGCUAUUUAAAAUAUUCAUGAGGCAAAUAAAAAUAAUUGACACUUUUUA